Penicillium egyptiacum is the source of this 537-nucleotide messenger RNA. The record is from the annotation of a GenBank genome assembly. NCBI's taxonomy places the organism in Eukaryota, Fungi, Ascomycota, Eurotiomycetes, Eurotiales, Aspergillaceae.
AUGAACCCGAUCUGGAUUCGGAGGGUUUACCUCCAUCUGUUAGACGGUAUGUCUAUGAAGGAAAAGAUCAAUUUUUUUCGAAUACUUCGCCUUGAACGCGAACGUCUGCUCGAUUCAAUGCGCAAUUCUCGUGAUACUACCGAUAUCGAUACAGCAUCUAGCAGGAAUGACCCAGAUCCAACGAUUGAGAUCACCGAAUACAUUCUCCUUUCAAUAAAUCCUACCACUUUUCACCAGGAUCUCCUCGGACCGGACGCUACCCCUAUUCAUUCAAUCCGAACGUCUUUCAACCCGAACACCGGAUUACUUGUCGCCAAGACGGUCACUAGUGAGCACACUCAAAUUGGCUGCGCCGUCGAUAAGGCAAUCGACAAGGCCCUGGAGCGCAUGGGCCUUGAUGAAGCCGUCCGUCAUUAUCACAAUGUCGACAUCGAUGUCAAUGAUCGAAUCAAACGGGUAGAUAUGGGCUGGGGGCCAAGAAGACCCCCUAGUGGUUGUCCUAAGCGGCCCACGGUGAUCCUCGAAGUCGCUGUAUAA